Molecule: messenger RNA, 2266 nt
Organism: Hippocampus comes (tiger tail seahorse)
Lineage: Eukaryota; Metazoa; Chordata; Actinopteri; Syngnathiformes; Syngnathidae
Gene: nkain1
Product: sodium/potassium transporting ATPase interacting 1
Exons: 8
Coding region: 620-1243 (207 amino acids)
Biological process (GO): regulation of sodium ion transport
Source: RefSeq, a predicted model, not a curated record
UCGCCGCCCCCCUCCCCCCACUUCCACCACCUCUUCGCUCUCCCGCCCGCCUCUUUCCCCUCACUCCUCCGGUCCCUCCUGCGCACACCCCGGCAUCGAUUGUUGACAAAAGACGGCGAGGAGAGACGAAGCGAAGGAGCCUGUUUCCCCACUUGGCCCCCCCACCCCACCUCCCGGACACCCAAAUCUAACCGUUUUUCUUGGAGGGUGACCGACGGAGAAGACGGAACGGGAAGGCGGCGAGCGGGGGAGCCUCACGGGGGUCCGCGAUUGUUGUUCAUCCGAACGUGACCCUCCGGAAGGUGUGGCCGAGGUGAUUCGCUUGUCGCUGGUGGUCUGACCGCAGCGGGCCCGGCGCGAAGCCCUCUUUCAAACCCACCCCACCUGGAAGAAGACGAAAAUAAAUUGAAAAUACGAGCAUAAAAAAAAAAUGUGUCCCCCGCUGUGAGGGCCAGCACCAGUCGAGCUUCGGAGGAAAGGAGCGAGGAGGCGGCAGGAAGGGGCCUCCUCAACCCGGAAUGGUGUGAGUUGACACGGCCAGGCAAGUCUGGAUCUGAGCGGGGAGCCGUCCUUCCCCCGGAGCCUGCGCGGCCCGAAGCCGCGUGCCGAGCCCUCUAAGAUGGGGAAGUGCGACGGGAGAUGCACGCUGCUGGUCAUAUGCUCCCUGCAGCUGGUGGCCGCCCUCCAGAGGCAGGUGUUUGACUUCCUGGGUUACCAGUGGGCACCCAUCCUGGCCAACUUCCUGCACACCAUGGCCGUCAUCCUGGGCAUGUUCGGCACCGUGCAGUUCCGAUUCAGAUACCUCAUCUUUUAUGCAGUGUGGCUGGUGCUGUGGGUGGGCUGGAACUCCUUCAUCAUCUGCUUCUACCUGGAGGUGGGCAACCUGUCUCAGGACAGGGACUUUCUCAUGACAUUCAACACAUCGCUACACCGUUCCUGGUGGAUGGAGCACGGUCCCGGUUGCUUGGUGACGCCAGUGUUGGAUUCGCACUUGGCCCCGGACGACCAUCACGUCAUCACCGUCUCCGGCUGCCUUUUGGACUAUCAGUACAUUGAAGUGCUGAGCUCGGCCAUCCAGGUCCUGUUGGCCCUUUUUGGUUUUGUGUACGCAUGCUACGUGAGCAAAGUCUUCCAAGACGACGAGGACAGCUUCGACUUCAUCGGCGGCUUCGACUCAUACGGUUACCAGCCUCCACAGAAGUCCUCGCACCUCCAACUGCAGCCUCUCUACACGGCUGGCUAAUGGGCGCUUGCGCCACCUUCAGGCUGAACAGUGCCACUGCGGAUGGAAACUGGUUCUGGCUCCCCCCCAAACAGAGGACUAGCUUAUCCUGCCUUGGAGAAGACGUGUGUGUGUGUGUGUGUGUGUGUGUGUGUGUGUGUGUGUGUGUGUGUGUGUGUGUGUGUGUGUGUGUGUAAGACUACCAUCCCUGAAUGGAAUGUACCAAGCUCAGGGAUGAACCAGCAUGUCGAAAGGAUUGCCAGAUAGGAUGAACCGGAGUAAGGAGACAGCCGAUUCACCGCAGACACACGUCUUUACCAGUUAAUAACACAAAUGUUUGUAGUGUACUACAGGAUGUGUGUGUAUGUGUCACAGGAUUACCCGGUGUUGUAAAAUGGCACCGCACAUCAUUGUUGUUGUGGGAGGGGGGGGGGGGACACACCCGUCAUUUCAAAAAAAAAAAAAAGAGAGAAAAAAAGGAACAAAGGCGCAGCUCAUUGUCAUUUUAGAAUAUGUUGAUGUCAAAUUAGAGCAGUCUUGAAAUUUCUGCUCCCAAAGACAUCUGCAGCCAGCCCACAAAUCAUCAACCAUGUGUCACCAAACUCCGACCACACUUAGAUGCAUAUUCACAAGAUCCACAUUUUAUUGUCGGCCAUUUGUCUAGGAUGCCCACGUCAAAUUUGAGAACAAUCAGGUGAAUUCCUGAAGAGGGGUUGGUUGUGCAGAUGGCUUUGGGACCCGACAUUAGUGUGUCUGUUGGGAUGGGGGGGAUACUGUGCAUGUAAAUAACCAGCCAAUGACUGAUUUUGAUUAGGAAAAAAAAAAGACGGGCUUGAAUUAGGUUGUGGAGGGGAUGGGGGGGUAUAUAUUUUGUCUUCAUACCCGUGUUUCUUGUUGGUCUUCUCACUCUCUGACACUUUUUUGUCUGUCAAACGGGAGGUGGGAGGAGCGAAGAAGUGAGACAGGUACGAGGUGAACAUCUUGACGACGUCAAGGUGCACGGUACAGUUUGAAAUAAUAAAAACACACUUUCUACAUGAUAAA